Messenger RNA from Corticium candelabrum, 859 nucleotides. Its product is annotated as eukaryotic translation initiation factor 4E-like. Gene Ontology annotation, biological process: translational initiation. NCBI's taxonomy places the organism in Eukaryota, Metazoa, Porifera, Homoscleromorpha, Homosclerophorida, Plakinidae. The transcript has 8 exons. Gene Ontology annotation, molecular function: RNA 7-methylguanosine cap binding; translation initiation factor activity. The record is from RefSeq and is a predicted model, not a curated record. Bases 72 to 713 code for a protein of 213 amino acids. Gene Ontology annotation, cellular component: cytoplasm; eukaryotic translation initiation factor 4F complex.
GAUUAAACUGUUAACGCAGUUAAUAUCAACUACAUUGAGAGUGUCCUUCCACAGUUUUUGGUUUGUGCAGCAUGUCGUCUCAAGAAGACGCUGCAAGUCCUUCUCAUGAAGAAGAGCAACAACAGGCAAGUAGUGAGAGUCCAGCAUUAUCAGAGGAAUCUAUCAAGCAUCCUCUGCAGAACACCUGGGCAUUGUGGUUUUUUAAGAACGACAAGACAAAGAGUUGGAAAGAGAAUCUUAUGAAAGUGACGUCAUUCUCAACAGUUGAAGAUUUUUGGGGAUUGUAUAACUACGUACAACCGGCAAGUCAACUUCAACCCGGAUGUGACUAUUCCGUAUUCAAGGAUGGUAUAGAACCAGCAUGGGAGGAUUCUGCUAAUAGAAACGGUGGACGUUGGUUACUGAAUUUGAACAGGCAGCAGCGGCGGGAUAGCUUAGAUCGAUACUGGAUGGAAAUACUGCUAAUGAUGAUAGGAGAACAGUUUGAGGACGCAUCUGAUGAAGUUCGUGGAGCUGUUGUGAACAUUAGACCAAAAGGAGAUAAACUGGCGUUAUGGACCGGACAUUAUGAUCGACGAGAGGAAACAACACGAAUAGGAACUAUGCUAAAGGAACGACUGCAGUUGACAGGUCGAGGAGUUCUUGUGUAUCAGUCACAUCAAGACACAAUGAGCAAGUCAGGAUCUCAAAGUAGAAGUCUCUACCAGGUGUAGCAGUUACGGUUAUUGUAGAAAGAGUUGUUGACUGUAGUAUGGCUUUGUGUUCUAUAAGAGACAUAUGUUUCAAUAACAACACUCACCACUGUGGAUGUUGUAAUGGUAUUAUGUCUAAGAUCAGGUUCUUUGUUAACUUUCGCUAU